ACAGAACAAAAAAGUCAACUAGUUGUAUAUAACUAAGAUAAUUAACUUAAAAAUAUAUUGUAUGACAUACACAUAGAAUAAUGUAAGAAAUUUUUUCAAAUUGUUGCAUAACAUUUUAAAGAAAACUGCUUUUGUGUAAUAUUUCCUGCUUUUUAGACCCUGCACUUAGUUAUGAUGAAUAAAGCCUCUGGCUCAUUUCCACUUUCACUGGGUCUGUGGUGGUUGUAUGCCUAUAAAUAUUUAAGCAAGGCCAUGGGUUGUCACAGUUCAACCGAAGCACUCGAACAACAACUUACAAGAGGCUACAAAGUUUUAAUUAUCAGUCUCUGCUCAGGGAAAAUGAUCCGAGUGCUUAGUCUUGCUGCCGUUGUGGCCACUUUUGCCCUCGUCUCGGGCCAGGCUCAGAAAGGGCGUAUUCUGGAACCACCCGUGCCAGCUCUGUGCGCCCAAAGAAAAAUUCAUGAGCGCUUUGGAGGCAAGGGUUAUUUCUUCUCUUGGAAAGAACCCAGCACUGCCGGACAAGAAAAGGACUGGCUUGAUGGAAGAAAUUAUUGCCGACAGCGUUGCAUGGACCUUGUCAGCCCGGAUUCGAAGCCAGAAAACGACUUCAUCAAGUCACGUAUUGUCAGAGACAAGGUGAAGUAUAUCUGGACUUCUGGACGUCUUUGCGACUUUAAGGGCUGCGAUCGCCCCGACUUGAAGCCCCUGAACGUUAAUGGAUGGUUCUGGACUGCUGAACUCAAGAAGCUGCCCCCAACCACCGACAGGAUCAACAAUGAUUGGAGCCCUUCAGGCGGACUUGGACGUCCUCAGCCAGACAACCGUGAGGCCGCCCAGGGAGGAGCCACCGAAAACUGCUUGGCCAUAUUGAACCAGUUCUACAAGGACGGAGUCAACUGGCACGAUGUUGCCUGCCACCACUUCAAGCCUUGGGUGUGCGAGGAGAACCAAUCACUGCUCAGCUAUGUUAGAGCUACAAACCCCACACUCAGAAUCUAAAUAUGUUGUUCUGUAAAAAAUAUGGAUUUUUUGUAAUAAAAUCAGUGUUUCGACAACAAUUAUUAUAAAAUUUAAAUUAUCACAUCUGCUGAAUACCAAAAAUAAUCUAAUAAAAUAAAUUUAA
Neocloeon triangulifer is the source of this 1123-nucleotide messenger RNA. RefSeq lists its product as uncharacterized. NCBI's taxonomy places the organism in Eukaryota, Metazoa, Arthropoda, Insecta, Ephemeroptera, Baetidae. The transcript has 4 exons. The record is from RefSeq and is a predicted model, not a curated record. Bases 172 to 999 code for a protein of 275 amino acids.